AUGACGAUUGAGCAAUCGUUGAUGAGGACGAUGAAAUGUCUUGGUGGCUUUACUCAUGGACGAGAAGUAAAGGAAAGUGUGCUCUCCAAGUGGAUUUUAGGAAUGGUUUUUCUGCACAAUGUUUGCGAAGAAGUUGAAAAGUUUUGCAAUGUAGCUUUUUCCAGUUCGGAGCAGCAUGUUGAAAUAAGAAACUCGCGGAUUAAACGUGACAAUGACGACAUAAACAAAUUGACGGAUUGGUUGUACCAACAUGCACCUUUUCCAGAAGUAAAUGAACUUAUGUCAAUAAGCACUGGAAUGAUAGGAGAUGAAGAGAUAAACUGUCAUAUGUCUCAUGAAAUUGGUACUGCCAGCAUUUCUAAGAUCAUUGGCGCCGAUUUCAAUACAGUAAAAUUCAAAAGAAAUGACAGGGUAAAAGCACUUGGUGUAAUGAAUGCAGGUAUUCGAAUAAAAUACAUCAUUGUCCCGAUUAAUCCACUAUUGAUUUUCCAAAGAAUGUGCAUUGCAAAAACAUCUGAAACAAAACUUGAAACAUUUCUAUCGAACGAACUUGCACCUUUUCCUUUAUCCCUUUUCAAUGAGGAAGGUAUGCGCAAAUGCGCUAAAUCUUCUAUGUAUAAGGCAUUUAAACAAGUUUCUGAAGACAUAAAUUUUGGAGACACAAUAUAUGUCAUCGAUGGUGGAUACCUAUUGCACCGAGUUAUUUGGCAUCGCGGUGAUUCGUUUUCAUCCAUCUGCGAUAACUACGUUGCAUUCGUUUGA
Messenger RNA from Ctenocephalides felis (cat flea), 762 nucleotides. RefSeq lists its product as uncharacterized. The transcript has a single exon. Bases 1 to 762 code for a protein of 253 amino acids. The record is from RefSeq and is a predicted model, not a curated record. Lineage: Eukaryota; Metazoa; Arthropoda; Insecta; Siphonaptera; Pulicidae.